AUGGUCUCUUCUGGUUAUCACAGGCUGCUUUCCAUUUCCUUCUUCUCUCUCAUUGUCCUCAACUCUGCAAAAGCCUAUUGCGUGGACCGCAAUUUGACAGACCGGUGUUACUUCCCAUCUCACAACAAUCCUCAGAAUUUGCAACCUGUACCUUCCCCGGCACUGCAUUCGGUACCUUCACAAUCUCACAAUAAUCCUCGGAAUUUGCAACCUGUACCUUCCCCGGCACUGCAUUCGGUACCUUCACAAACUCCGUCAUCACAUGCAGUCCCUCCAUUCUCAAAUCCAUCACCACCGGCAGUUCCUUUAGUUUCAAAGCUGGUACCUUCACAAACUCCAUCACCACAUGCAGUCCCUCCUUCAUUCUCAAAUCCAUCACCACAUGCAGUCCCUCCUUCAUUCUCAAAUCCAUCACCACAUGCAGUUCCUUCAGUCUCAAAGUCGGUACCUUCACAAACUCCGCCGUCACAUGCAUUCCCUUCUUCAUUCUCAAAUCCAUCACCACAUGCAGUUCCUUCGGUCUUAAACCGAGUGUCAGACUCUGUCCCUCGUGACUCUGUCCAUGUCGCUUCUUUACUCCCUAUAACCGAUGAGGCCAUCAUGAAUAUAUGUCACUCAACUGACUACCCUCUUCUUUGCCUCUCCUCAAUCAAGCCCUACGUGAAUGGCAGGAACGACCCUCUGUCCGUGCUUGAGAUGGCGAUAAAGGCUAGUGUAGAACAUACAAAGUUGGCUCUCUCCGCCUUAGAAAGGCUGGCCACCACUUCUAGGUGUCCUGCUCCGCGCUCUGCCCUGGACUGCUGUAAGGAUAGUUAUGACGACGCUUUAGAAAACAUCUACACUGCAUUGGACGCGGUCCCUGCUCGUGACAUUGGCACCGUGAACACCAUGCUUAGCGCUGCCAUAACGGACCUUGGGGAUUGUGAAGACGAGUACUCUGGAAUGAGUUCCCUGUUGCCUAUUGCUGCUCAAAAACUGGAUAAUAUGGUUAGCAAUUGCCUUGCCAUUGUUAGCUUGAUCAAGUGAUCACUCCUCUAGUCUCAUUUCUUCACGCAUUUUAGGUUUGAAUCUAGCUCGGAGAUUGUACAUUUUCUUGUUUUGUUUCGUGUCACCAAUUUUCUAUUAUUUUUGUUUGCUGUCCUUUGUAUGAGGAGAAAUAUAAAUAUAGGGUGUUGAGAAAAGGAAGCUUUGUACUAUAUGAAAGAUCUGCAACCUCUUUUAUACUAGUAGUAUUCUUUAGCCAAUUCACGCCAUUCUUCUACA
Molecule: messenger RNA, 1263 nt
Organism: Cornus florida
Lineage: Eukaryota; Viridiplantae; Streptophyta; Magnoliopsida; Cornales; Cornaceae
Product: vegetative cell wall protein gp1
Exons: 1
Coding region: 1-1026 (341 amino acids)
Molecular function (GO): enzyme inhibitor activity
Source: RefSeq, a predicted model, not a curated record